CUCAUACACGGAGAAAAGAAGGUCGGAAUUGUGGGUUCAAUCAUCAUCCUAUUCUCCCACUCUCCGUCCGCCGGAUCAUUAAUACGUCCCGGUAAUGGAAGCCGUGUGGGGGCGGGGACGGAUUCUAAACCCUAUUUAUGGCAGUGAGUAUAUUAUUUAUACAUAGACAGAUCAUUUUUCAUCUCAAACCUGAACUAAAUCUGAGACGAUCUGACAUAGAAUGGCCACAAUCGCCUCCCUCGAGCCAUGGACAGUUGCUGACUGAACUCCCUAUUCAUCAAUUUGCUUGGUACCAAUGGAUUUUCUUCGUUUUCUGCUCAGAGGAAGAAAUGGAGCCUCAAAAGAAGAUCAAGAAUUGAGAAGUGGUCUCAAUUGCUUCCUCAAACUUCCUGAGGAUGUAAUUCGCAACAUCCUUUGUCGAUUGGGUGCUUACGAAAUUUUGAAAAAUGCUCAAAGAGUCUGUUCUUCAUGUAGGAACAUCUGCAAAGACCCUUCCAUGUGGCGUUUUAUUGAUAUGAAACAUCUGGGUGAUGACGACAAAUACCUCGAAGCCAUGUGCCGUCUGGCAGUAGAUCAGAGCAAAGGACAACUGACUGAACUCCACAUUGAUCGAUUCGCUACAGAUGAAUUGCUCCAUUACAUCUCUGAAAGAUCAAGUAAGCUCAGAUGUCUGCUAAUUAGGAAUUGCCAAGGAGUUGGAAAUGAUGGAUUGAUUGCAGUAGCCAAGAAAUGUCCUCUGCUUGAAGAUCUGCACCUUGUCCAUGUCAUAAGUGCUCACAACUCCAUCCAAGCUAUUGGUCAAUCCUGCCCGAAGCUGAAGUCUUUCACGUUCACUGACUGCAAAAACAUUUAUGACACUUGUAAUGUGAAUUAUGAUGCACUAGCAAUUGCGAAAAGCAUGCCUGGUUUACGCCACCUUCGACUUGUGGGAGAUUGUAUGACAAAAAAGGGCAUGGAAGCCAUUCUUGAUGGGUGUCCUAAUCUGGAGUCACUGGAUAUCCGGAGAUGUCUAUACGUACAUGGAGAGAUUGUGGAUAUGAUUGCGAAAAAAAUAAAAGAUUUCAAACGUCCCAAUGAUCCGGUGGAACGCUGUGAUUAUGAGGCUGGCAUUGUCAACUACUUUGAUGUCUUGGUGGAUCACAGUCGGGAAGACUACAGUGAAGACUACGGACAAGACUACUCGAGUGAAGAAUCUGACUAAUUUCUCCACAGGUUGCGGGCAUUUGGAAUUUCGUAUUAGCGUUUUUUUCCAUUGUAAUAUUCGGAAUCCUUAAAAAUAUUACUUUGUACAAUAACCUCAUUGCCAACAACAUUUGCUGUAUGUGAACUUUUUUCUUGACCGAUCAUGUCAUUAGAAUUGCUGUCGUUUCUUAAUACCGCUUGAUGCUCAAAAAACAUAAUUUUUCAUGUUAUCUUCGGAAUGGAAAUAUGCUAAAGAGUAAAGCCUAGUUAUUUAA
This is a messenger RNA of Cuscuta campestris, 1457 nucleotides long. NCBI's taxonomy places the organism in Eukaryota, Viridiplantae, Streptophyta, Magnoliopsida, Solanales, Convolvulaceae. The record is from the annotation of a GenBank genome assembly.